AGCGACCCUUUGGCAGGUCUUGCGAGGACGGCGACGACGACGAGAAGGAGGAGAAAGGGUCUCGCGAUGCGCUGCCUGCCUCUGCUCGGCUUCUUCGCCUGGGGCUUCGGGAGCUUGGCUGGGCCCAGCGGAGGAGCUUCCCCUCCUCCCUGCCCGGCUUCCUGUAACUGCGAUGGGGACGGGGGAGUGGACUGCUCCGGGAGAGGGCUCACCGCGGUGCCGGAGGGACUCAGCGCCUUCACCCACUCGCUGGACAUCAGUAUGAACAAUAUAACAAGGUUACCAGAGGAUGCAUUCAAGAAUUUCCCUUACCUUGAAGAGCUACGGCUGGCUGGCAAUGACCUUGCUUUUAUUCAUCCAAAGGCCUUGUCUGGGUUGAAGGAACUCAAAGUUCUUACCCUGCAGAACAAUCAGUUGAAAACUGUUCCUAAUGAGGCCAUCAGGGGACUUGGCGGGCUGCAGUCUUUGCGCUUAGAUGCUAACCACAUUACUGCUGUGCCAGAAGACAGUUUUGAGGGCCUAGUUCAACUACGUCACCUGUGGCUGGAUGAUAACAGCUUGACUGAAGUCCCUGUGGUUCCACUCAGCAAUCUUCCGUCCCUGCAGGCCUUAACCUUGGCUCUCAACAAAAUCACCAGCAUCCCUGACUUUGCAUUCACAAACCUCUCAAGCCUUGUUGUACUGCAACUUCAUAACAAUAAAAUAAAAACAUUAGGACAUCAUUGUUUUGACGGAUUAAACAAUCUAGAAACUUUAGACUUAAAUUAUAACAACAUGGUAGAGUUCCCUGAAGCAGUUAAAGCACUUCCAAGCCUAAAGGAGUUGGGAUUUCACAGUAAUUACAUUUCCAUCAUCCCUGACAGUGCGUUCGUAGGAAACCCGCUUCUAAGAACUAUACAUCUAUAUGAUAACCCGUUAUCCUUUGUUGGGAACUCAGCUUUUCAAAACUUAUCAGAUCUGCAUUCGUUGGUAAUUCGUGGGGCCAGCAUGGUACAGUGGUUUCCUAAUUUAACAGGAACUACCAAUUUGGAGAGUCUGACUUUUACAGGCACCAAAAUAAGCAGCAUUCCCAUAAAUCUAUGCCAAGAGCAAAACAUACUUCGGACUUUGGAUUUGUCUUAUAAUAACAUAAAACAACUUCCAAGUUUUAAAGGCUGCAGCUCCCUGGAAGAAAUAUCUUUGCAGCAUAAUCAAAUCGAGGAAAUCAGAGAAAAUAUAUUUGAGGGACUGACUUCUCUACGUACCCUUGAUCUCAGCAGAAACUUGAUCCACCAGGUUUACAAGGAAGCAUUUGCUACGCUUGGUGCUAUUACCAACCUAGACUUAAGUUUCAAUGCAUUGACUUCAUUUCCAACUGGAGGCCUGAGCAGGUUAAACCAGCUUAAACUAGUAGGCAAUACUGAACUGAAGGAAGCCCUCUCAGCAAAGGAUUUUGUGAAACUCAGAUCUCUGUCCGUUCCCUAUGCCUAUCAGUGCUGUGCCUUCUGGGGUUGUGACUCUUACUUAAACUCCAACACUGAAGAUUCCAGUCACCAAGAUCAGAGUCGGUUGGUUGCACACGAUCAAGGUGCACCAGACGCAGAUGACGUAAGCAAUGAUGAAAAUGAAGAACUUGGUCAGACAAUAAUUCACUGUACCCCCACAACAGGUGCAUUCAAGCCCUGUGAAUACUUACUGGGAAGCUGGAUGAUUCGUCUUACAGUCUGGUUUAUUUUUUUGGUCGCCUUGUUCUUCAACAUGCUUGUCAUGUUAACUAUAUUUGCUUCUUGUACUUCACUGCCAUCCUCCAAACUGUUCAUAGGCUUGAUUUCAAUCGCUAACUUAUUCAUGGGGGUCUACACUGGUAUAUUGACUUUCCUGGAUGCAGUGUCUUGGGGGAGGUUUGCUGAGUAUGGUAUCUGGUGGGAGACUGGCAGUGGCUGUAAAGUUGCUGGGUUUCUGGCCAUCUUCUCUUCGGAAAGUGCUAUUUUUUUCCUAAUGUUAGCUGCUAUUGAGCGGAGCCUUUCUGCAAAGGAAAUCAUUAAAAAGGGUAAAUGCAAUCAUCAGAAAAAGUUUCGAAUUGCAGCUAUCUUUGCUUUCCUCUGUGCAUUGGUAGCAGGAUGUUUGCCGCUUUUCCAUAAGGGAGAGUAUUCCGCAUCACCUCUUUGCCUGCCCUUUCCAACAGGAGAAACUCCCUCCUUGGGCUUUACAGUUACAUUAGUGCUCCUAAACUCAUUAGCCUUUUUGCUGAUGGCUAUUAUUUACACCAAACUUUACUGCAACUUAGAAAAGGAAGACAUCUCCGAGAACUCACAAGCCAGCAUGAUUAAACAUGUCGCUUGGCUAAUCUUCACCAAUUGUAUCUUUUUUUGCCCUGUUGCAUUUUUCUCUUUCGCUCCACUCAUCACUGCAAUCUCUAUCAGCCCUGAAAUCAUGAAGUCUGUCACUCUGAUUUUCUUCCCACUGCCUGCUUGUUUGAAUCCAGUCUUAUAUGUGUUCUUCAACCCCAAAUUCAAGGAAGAUUGGAAAUUACUCAGAUGGCACAUCACCAAGAGGAAUGGGACUGGAACAGUUGCCGUAAACACGCAGGGUGGCUGUGGGACGCAGGAUUUCUACUAUGACUGUGGCAUGUACACACAUCUGCAAGGCAACCUUACCAUGUGUGAAUGCUGUGAAUCACUGCUUAUAUCCAAGCCUGUACCAUGCAAACACUUAAUAAAAUCCCACAGUUGUCCUGCUCUGGCAGUAGUGCCUUGCCAAAGGCCAGAUGGCUACUGGUCAGAUUGUGGUACCCAGUCUGCCCAUUCUGAUUAUGCCGAUGAAGAGGACUCUUUUGUGUCGGACAGCUCAGAUCAAGUACAGGCCUGUGGACGUGCUUGUUUUUAUCAGAGCAGAGGCUUCCCAUUGGUCCGUUAUGCCUACAACAUCCCAAGGAUUAAAGACUGAAAGCUUUACUAAAUCAUGUGCUAAAAAGGAGGAAGUACGAUGCUUCAUAUAGACUAUGCCUGUUUCAGCCUUUCACCUGGAAGCACUUUUAUAAUCAUCAUUUGAUGUUAAUUAUAAACAAAUGGUAGAGGCAGUAAAUACCUUGAGCUAUGUGUUUAAAAUAAGAGCUGUUGCUCUUAAUGUAAAUAAUUGGAAAACCAAAAAUUUUAAUCCAGUUUUUUUUUUACUCUUUUUCCAAACAAUUAUAUAUUAUGUUUAUGUGCUUAGGCUAUUUUUCCACGUUGUUAUCCAAUUGUAACUUACUGCUUCUGUUGUGAUGUGAAUUCUGUCAACUUUUCCAGUUAAGCACAACGCAACAGAAUGCUAUAGCUAAGAGGGGGAAACCUGUUGCUAACUUUUGUAUAGCAUUUUUGACUGAAUCUCAGGACAAUUUACUGCAGGGCCAAAAGACGGGAGUACUCUUCCCAUAUGCAACUGUGAGACAAAUACAGGCAAAACGUGCCAUUUUUUCAUAAUUCAACUAUGGCUUAAUUUGCCUGGAAUAAAAACCUUAUUUCAGGAUAAAAUACUUAUUGUGCCUCACAAUGGAUUCUGGAUGGUUUGGCAUAAUAAACUUUAUCUUUAGAGUACUGCUUCAUAGUAACUGGGAACGUUGGGCUUUUACAUGGUGGACAAACAUCACAAUCGGUUUUGCCAAACUUAUGUCAUGUUGUCCUGUGACCCCAAUCUCUAUUCCCUUGAUGUCAUGUCGGAUUUCUGUGCCAUUACUGUGAUUCUGUGGCCUCCAAUGUGUGUAUGGAGCACCACACAAAUGAGAGCCAACUUCUUCUCAUCUUCAAGUUGGUGAAUAUUCUGCAUGCAUACUGGGGUUUUCUUGAUGUGUGCAAGAGCAUUCAUGACAAAAAAGAGAACAGGAUGCCCACCUCCAUGGGUGGAAUCAAGUGACUUUUUGAGGAUCCUGCAGCCUCCCCAUGCGCCCUCAGAAUGUGCUCUGGACAGUUGGGGACCCUCAGGAGCAAAUUUUCUGGGGGCUACAAGGGAGAGAAGAAAGGAAGUCCCAACACAUUAACAGAAGUCUGCCCCAUGUGCAUAUUGGAGAGGCUCUGGGCUUUUGGAUUGCUGUAUGUGUGUUGCGGCAGCAAAAAAGAAGAAAAAGUCAUGUCUGACAUAAUAGAUUAACAGCUGUCGAGAGAUAGAAAUGAACUUGUUGUUCAGGAAAGAAAAUAACAUUUGGGAUGAAAUUGCAAUAUUGUCUAAUGGAUAGAAUAGGCCUAAGUUAGCAAGUUUAUUUGUAGUGAAAGAAAUUGGGGUGUUUGAAGACUUAGGAAUAAAAUAUGAAAGGUACCCUAUAACAUAGGAAUUUCUGCUUUGCUGCUAUUUUACAGUAAUGUGGAAAUGGGCUGUCCUUCUUUAAAAUUGGAGGGGAGGGCAUGACACAAAUCAUUACAUCUUUAGAUUUGAGCUGAUCAUUUCUGAAUUACAAAGAGUGAUUCAUGUUAUUGCCCUUUGUUUGAAGUCUGAGCAGCAUACAAUUAUGAAUACACAGUCAAAUUAAAUCAGCUAUUUUUUGAACGAACUGUUGAGUUGAUAGCAAUUUCACUGCCAUACCAGAAAUUCUGGCACAAUUUUUACUAAGUGUUUUAAGCUAGAUUGCAAUUAGGAAAUUAAACUGUACAUAGUGUGCAUAAACAGAUACUUUUUCUCUGUAUUGUAAAUUAUUUGAUAGAACACAUGAUGAUGGGAAAUGUGGCUUCAGUGCAUUUUGUUAAUUAAAGCUACCUCCUGAAAUAUAGCAGCUGCCAGUAGCAGAAUGUCUAAAUUGUGGUUUAUAUACUUUUUUGCAUUGUAAAUAAACAUUGGUUGUAUAUUGUUGUUGUAAUAAAACCAGAAGCUUUGUAAAUCAAAAUUAUUUAGCUUGUACGAAAUAGGGGAUGCUAUCAUUCUUGUAUACUGUAAUUUUUGUAAACCUAAAUCAUUCAUAGUAAAAUCAAAGAAAAUUGAGAGCAAGAGAAAGAAGUAUUGUAGAGUGUUGUGUUAUACUUACACCUUUUAAAUUGAAUCUACAGAUUUAAUGUGGUUUUAUUGGAAAUAUUUAAUGAGUGUAUUGUGCCUGAGUGGUGCUAACUUUAUAACGUAUCUGUAUAGUUAAAAACAAAGGAAUCCCUGCCAAUAAGAAAUGUACUUCAGAUGCCAAAACCAGCAAGUGUGAUAACACUCAUAUAAAUAUUUACUCGAAUUCAGAGAA
Messenger RNA from Elgaria multicarinata webbii, 5170 nucleotides. RefSeq names its product leucine rich repeat containing G protein-coupled receptor 4 (gene LGR4). Lineage: Eukaryota; Metazoa; Chordata; Lepidosauria; Squamata; Anguidae. The coding region runs from base 67 to 2925 and encodes 952 amino acids. The record is from RefSeq and is a predicted model, not a curated record. Gene Ontology annotation, cellular component: plasma membrane. The transcript has 18 exons. Gene Ontology annotation, molecular function: G protein-coupled peptide receptor activity; protein binding; protein-hormone receptor activity. Gene Ontology annotation, biological process: adenylate cyclase-activating G protein-coupled receptor signaling pathway; activation of adenylate cyclase activity; hormone-mediated signaling pathway.